Drosophila persimilis is the source of this 1772-nucleotide messenger RNA. It is a transcript of the gene sad, whose product is annotated as cytochrome P450 315a1, mitochondrial. Gene Ontology annotation, molecular function: monooxygenase activity; oxidoreductase activity, acting on paired donors, with incorporation or reduction of molecular oxygen; heme binding. The record is from RefSeq and is a predicted model, not a curated record. The transcript has 6 exons. The coding region runs from base 209 to 1744 and encodes 511 amino acids. Lineage: Eukaryota; Metazoa; Arthropoda; Insecta; Diptera; Drosophilidae.
GACAGGGCCUACCUGCUCUCACAGCUCUCCGUUCUCUGUGUGCCGCUGCUGCUGCUGCUGCUGUUCGGUUAUAAGGCCGCGGCCCAGCGUCAUGUCGAAUCAGUCAGCCCCUGGCCCUUUGUCGGACGUGUGUUACGUGUUGCACUGAGCCCUGUUGCUCUUCCUCCGCCCGCCCCCCGCUGGGACAUUGUCAGUGAGAGAGAAAGAGAUGAACAGAAAGCGGACGAGCCUACUGCACUGGCUGCAGCAGCUGCUGAGGACGCUUCUGGUGCGCCUUCUGUGCCAGUUCAAAUCGAAGGCCGGUCUCACGAAGGCGACAGCAGGCAGCAACAGGUGCAGGCCCAAAGGGGGUGAAAUCGUGCCCAUACCCCGCGUCAAGGGGCUGCCUGUGGUGGGGACCCUGCUGGAUUUGAUAGCCGCCGGCGGAGCCACACAACUACACAAGUACAUCGAUUCCCGCCAUCGACAGUACGGCCCCAUCUUCAGGGAACGCUUGGGCGGUACUCAGGAUGCGGUGUUCGUGUCGUCCGCCCCUCUUAUGCGUGGGGUCUUCCUGCACGAGGGUCAAUAUCCGCAGCAUCCGCUGCCAGAUGCCUGGACGCUGUACAACCAGCGGCAUGCCUGCCAACGUGGACUGUUCUUUAUGGAGGGGGCGGAGUGGCUGCACAAUCGGCGUAUACUUAAUCGCCUGCUCCUCAACGGAAAUUUGAAUUGGAUGGACGUGCAUAUUGAGAGCUGUACGCGGCAGCUGGUCGACCAGUGGCGCGCACGCACCGAGGAGGCGACUGCAGAUUGCGACGUCCCAGGGAGUCCCAGCUACUAUGAGCUGCCGGAUCUGGAGCAGCAGCUCUACCGUUGGUCCAUAGAAGUGCUCUGCUGCAUCAUGUUUGGCAGCAAUGUCAUGACCUGCCCCAAAAUACAAUCGGCUUUGGACCACUUCACGCAGAUCGUGCACAAGGUCUUCGAGCAUAGCUCGCGCCUGAUGACCUUUCCGCCCAGAUUGGCACAGCUGCUUCGCCUCCGCAUUUGGCGCGACUUUGAGAGCAAUGUGAACGAGGUGUUGCGCGAGGGCGCUGCGAUCAUAGACCACUGCAUUGGAGGGGAGAUCACCGAAGACGGACAGCUGGAGCAGCGGGAGGAGACGCUAUUCAACCGACUGCAGGCGGCAGAGGUGCCCGGCGAGAUGAUCAAGCGGAUUUUUGUGGACCUUGUCAUAGCAGCAGGUGACACGACCGCCUUCAGCAGCCAGUGGGCGUUAUUCGUUCUUUCGCGGGAGCCACAGCUGCAGAGCCGCCUUGCCAGGGAGCGAGUGGCGUCCGAGUCGCAGCUGCUUCACGGCUUGAUCAAGGAGUCCCUGCGUCUAUAUCCCGUUGCGCCAUUCAUCGGACGCUACCUGCCGCAGGAUGCUCAUCUCGGUGACCACUUUGUUGAAAAAGAUACCCUGGUACUCCUUUCACUAUACACGGCCGGUCGCGAUGCAUCACACUUUGAGCAGCCGGAGCGGGUCCUGCCCGAGCGCUGGUGUGUGGGCCGAUCGCACGGCAGUCUACCCUUCGCCAUCGGCCAGCGGUCAUGCAUUGGGCGGCGUGUGGCUCUCAAGCAGCUGCACUCGCUGCUGGGCAAAUGUACCACCCAGUUCGAGAUGCAGUGCCUCAACGAGCAGCCCGUCGACUGUAUGCUGCGAAUGGUCACAGUGCCCGACCAGACGCUGCGCCUGGCCCUUCGGCCGCGUUCUUCCGAGUGAUACGAUACACACAGCAAUACACAGACGC